Bicyclus anynana (squinting bush brown) is the source of this 850-nucleotide messenger RNA. RefSeq lists its product as uncharacterized. The record is from RefSeq and is a predicted model, not a curated record. Bases 115 to 717 code for a protein of 200 amino acids. NCBI's taxonomy places the organism in Eukaryota, Metazoa, Arthropoda, Insecta, Lepidoptera, Nymphalidae. The transcript is spliced from 3 exons.
CCCAACGCUUCAACGCGAAGCGAUUGCUUGGUUCUCAUUUUUUUGAAAGCUAUCUAUAUAAAAGCAUUUUUGCCUCCCUUUCUCACUUAAUUCACAAACGAACUUCAAACGAAAAUGUAUCGAGAAACCGUAGUUUUUACUUUUAUAUUUAGUUCAGUAUUAUGUUCCUUGCUUAGCGGUGAUUUUGAUAUAGCUGAUGGUGUUAGAUUAGUCAGUAUAUCUGAUAAUAGUUUGGACGAUGAGGGAAGAUCUAUUGGUGAUACGCCGUUAUAUAGGAUGGCAAAGUUUCUCCACAACCACGAACUACAUGUAAAGCUGCCGAAUCUAAUUGAAAAGGAUAAAUUGAGUAAAAUCUUCUCUGAAUCGCUGAAAGCUAUUGACGAGUCUUACAAGGAAAAUAAUGUGACCGGUCGAGGCAGCAAAGAUGGUGGAGGAUCCCUGGCGCUGCUUGGACUGAUGUUCGCGAAGACAUUGGGAGCGGUGGGGAUUGGAGGCUUGGGACUACUUACUAUGAAGGCGUUAGCCGUGUCAGCUCUCGCUCUAAUGCUGUCAGCCAUCGUCGGAGUCAAGAAACUCAGCUCGCAUGAUGACCACGACGACCACCAAGUCAUCUACGCUGGUCACCACGGCUCGCAUAGACGGAGACGGGACGUACCUUUACCCUACCAGACAUUACCUUACCAGGGAUGGGAUAGAAACAGGAACAUUGCUAAUUGACUUGUAUAGAUAUCAGUGGCGUAGCGUGCCUUGUAGGGGCCCUGUAACCUUGAUAUUUUUUUUGAUUAAAUUAAUUGAGGGGCCCAAAUGAAGGGGAAAAAAUUAUUACAAUAGAAACAAAAGUGCUUGCAUA